This is a messenger RNA of Lasiosphaeria miniovina, 2190 nucleotides long. RefSeq names its product SPOC like C-terminal domain-containing protein. The record is from RefSeq and is a predicted model, not a curated record. NCBI's taxonomy places the organism in Eukaryota, Fungi, Ascomycota, Sordariomycetes, Sordariales, Lasiosphaeriaceae. Gene Ontology annotation, molecular function: telomeric repeat DNA binding; damaged DNA binding; double-stranded DNA binding. The transcript is spliced from 7 exons. Gene Ontology annotation, cellular component: nucleus; Ku70:Ku80 complex. The coding region runs from base 1 to 2190 and encodes 729 amino acids. Gene Ontology annotation, biological process: double-strand break repair via nonhomologous end joining; DNA recombination; telomere maintenance.
AUGGCCGACAAGGAAGCCAUUGUCUAUGUUAUCGACCUCGGCGAGUCCAUGGGCGACUGCCAUGGCGGCCGCACUGAGACUGACCUGGACUGGAGCAUGCGCUAUGUGUGGGACAGGAUCUCGACCACGGUCGCCGCCGGUCGCAAGACCUGGACGGCCGGCGUCGUCGCCUUGAACACGGAUGACACGAACAACGAGCAGGACCGCGAGGGUCUGGACGGCUACGAGAACAUAUCUGUCCUCCAGAACAUAAGUCCCUUGACUAUGAACUCGGUGCGAGAGCUGCAACCCAAGAUCAGGCCCUCCAGCAGCUCUGGCGGCGAUGCCAUAUCCGCAGUCGUUGUCGCCCUGUCCAUGAUCGAGCAGUACACCAAGAAGCUCAAGUACAACCGCAGAAUAAUUCUCAUCACUAAUGCCGAGGCGCCAAUUGACGACGAGUCGUCCGAGGAGGUUGCGAGGAGGCUCGACGAGUCCGACAUUGAGCUGAUCGUCCUUGGUGUUGAUUUCGACGAUGCCGAGUAUGGCUUCAAAGAGGAAGAUAAAUCCUCAGCCAAGGCAAACAACGAGAGAAUACUCGGGAACCUGGCUAGCCAGUGCAAGAAUGGCGUGUCUGGCACCAUGGCACAGGCCAUUGAGGAGCUUUCAAUUCCCAGAAUCAAGCAGGUCAACCCCUUCAAGGCCUACGAUGGGGCCCUCACACUCGGCGACCCCGCCACGCAGGAGAGCGCCCUGAGCAUCCGCGUCCAGCGCUACUUCAAGACGAAGCGAGCCACGGCCCCUUCAGCGAGCACCGUGGUCAUCAAGUCUGAACGCGGUGGUGGGCCUUCUCAGUCCACGCAUACCGCCGACGAGGAUGUGGAGAUGGGCGGCAUCGAGUUUUCCGGCGUCAAGCACAUGCGCACCUACAGGGUCAACGACCCAGACGCCCCGGGCGGCAAGAAGGAUGUCGAGUUUGAGAAGCUCGCAAAGGGCUAUCAAUACGGCUCAACCGUUGUUCCUUUCAGCGAGUCCGAAAUGAACAUCAUCAAGCUGCCCUCUAAAAAGGGGUACGAGAUCCUUGGCUUUGUGCCGUUUAGUAGUUAUGGGCCCUUUGUCAACAUGGGAGAGACGGGUAUUGUGGUCGCACAGAGUCACAGCGAGGAAGCCGAAGUAACCCUUUCGGCCCUGAUUCACGCGCUCCACGAAAUGGAGUCGUAUGCCGUGGCGAGAUAUGUGCAAAAGGAUGAUGCUCACCCACAGCUUUUCCUGCUCAAACCCAACCCAGGGCUUGAGGACCCGUUCGAGUGUCUCUACGACGUGCCGCUGCCUUUCGCCGAAGAUGUCCGAAGCUACCAAUUCCCGCCGCUUGACAAGGUGUUGACUGUGACGGGCCAAGUCCUCACGGAACACCGCCUGCUUCCAUCGGAUGACUUGAAUGUGGCCAUGAGCAAUUAUGUCGACGCCAUGGACCUGUCCGAGUUUGGUGCUGACGACGAAGGAAAACCCGCAGAGUACGCCCCUAUCGACGAGCUUUAUAACCCUGUCUUGCACCGCGUGAACCAAGCAAUCAAGGCCCGGGCUGUGCACCCCGACGAACCCCUUGCGCCUCCUGCCGAUAUUCUUUUGCGCUUCCAGUACCCACCCGAGAAGCUGGUAAAGGAAGCCAAGUUCGAGAUUGAGUCGCUGAUCGAAGCCGCCGAGGUCAAACCAGUGCCCGAGAAGGCCCAAGGGAAGCGCUUCAAAAAGGACACGGUCAAGCCGCUCUCGGGGCUGGACAUUGACUCGCUGCUGGGCCAAAAGCGGCGCACCACCAUCUCCCCCGAAAACGCGAUCCCCGAAUUCAAGCAGCUUGUGGCGUCGGCGGCCGACGACGCGACGCUCGAGAACGCGAUAAAGCAGAUUGGCGGCAUUGUGCGCGAACUCGUUAGGGAGAGCUUUGCGGAUCUGUCCUACGGCCGAGCUGCAGAGGACCUUCGCGUCAUGCGGGAAACGUGCGUCGACCUGGAGCUGCCGGCCCUCUACAACAAGUUCUUGACGGCUCUGAAGACGAGCAUCUUGUCGGGCGAGCUGGACGGCGAUCGCAGGCAGAUGUGGACCGAGCACAUUGUCGGGCGCGGCCUAGGCUUGAUCGCCAGGGACGAGUCCGAGGUGUCCGAUGUUGCCGUUGCCGAGGCUCUCAAGGCAAGCUAUUCUUUUUUGAGCUGGAGGUGA